Messenger RNA from Durusdinium trenchii, 2637 nucleotides. The record is from the annotation of a GenBank genome assembly. NCBI's taxonomy places the organism in Eukaryota, Dinophyceae, Suessiales, Symbiodiniaceae.
AUGGCGCCUCCUCAGAAACGCCCGGCGGCCGAAAGUGCUGCCUUGGCGCGUGAGAAGACGCGGAUCAAAAAGGAGGCCGCGCAGCACUUCGCGGUGAAGGCCGCGGAGGAGGGUCCCACGGCCAAGCUGAACACGCUGCCGAAGCCCUUAUCCUUGCCUUUGAAGUCGACUGCACUGCUUUGCAUUGACUUCCAGAAGGACUUCUUGGACGUGGGCGGCUUCGGCCACGCGCUGGGCAAUGAUGUGACCAAGCUCGCUGACGAGUGCCUUCCAGGUGCUGGGAAGCUGCUGGACGCUGCCCGGAAGCUGCCCUUAGCCGCCAUCAUCCACACGAAGGAGGCUCAUCGGGAAGACUUGGCCGACUGCUGUGAGAUGAAGCUCUGUGGGCCGCGGUGCCCGCCGGAAGACAAGCGCAUCGGGCAGGUGAUGGUGGAAGGCAUGGGUCGACUCUUGGUGGAUGGUUCUCCUGGGAAUGACUUCGUGGACGCCGCCAAGCCACUGGAUGGCGAGAUUGUGGUGCCGAAGCCAGGCAAGGGCGCCUUCUUCAUGACCGGCCUCAACGAGAUUUUGCGCGACAAGGGCGUCAGCCACUUGAUCGUCUGCGGCGUCACCACCGAGGUCUGUGUGCAAACGACGAUGCGCGAGGCCAACGACCGCGGAUAUGAAUGCGUCCUGGUGGAGGAUGCCACGGCCAGCUACAUCCCAAAGUUCAAGGCCUCGGUGAUUGAGAUGGUGCGCUCCCAGGGCGGCAUCGUGGGCUACACCGUGGAGCAGGCCGAGGUCCACUGGUCGGGACGGUGCCAUAGUCCUCCACUCGUGGAAGAUGAGAUCACGAGCUCCAGCUCCAUGAUCACUUGGACUCUUCCCAUAUUCCUCUUUCACUUCUGUUCCUCAGAAAACGACCCAUCAACCACCGCCAUCGAUGGAAAGCCCGAAGUGUCUUCGGCUGAGACCAUGGAGACCUAUGACGAAGCGGAAAAGCACUUGGACAAUGGAGACCUUCAACUCUGCGUGAGGAGUGCUGAAGAUGCACUUGCAGAGUCCCACAAUGCAGGUCGUCCACCAGUCGCUUUGCACCUGCUGGUGCGUGCAAAGAAGCGCUUAGGUGCUCCAGCUGGUGAUUUGGUGCGGGAGGCCUCCGAGAAGGCGCGCAGCCAAGAGAUGCCGUGGAAGGCGGCGGUGAAGUUGGCCGAGAUCUCCUUGAGCUUGGGCGAGAGCCGACUGAGCGAUGCAAUAGAAGAAGCCAAGGACUUGAGGUCCUUAGCCGCGGAGCUGCCAGCCGCCGAGGGGAAGCUGCAUCGAUUGACCUUGAGCAUUCAGGUGACCGUUCAGCUGGCGCGGGGCGCCCUGGACGAGGCCAUGCGCGCGGCCAUGGAGCUCCUGGCCGCUGCCCAGCGGCGCCAGGACAAGGGCGCCGAGGCCGGUGCCUGGCUCCGGAUUGCUGAGGUCCAUCGUCACCGGGAGAUGAUGACCGGCUCGAGUGCCACCGCCUCCACCGCGGAGGAAACGCUCCAGGCUUCCGAGCGCUCGGCCGAGCUCUACCGGGGCGCCGCGGGCGCCGGCGUGGACGCCGCGGCGGAGCUGCGGCGGGGCGUGGGCUCGGCGCAGGUGGAGGCGGCGAGUGCGUGCGUGCGGCUGGGGCGGCUGCGGCAGAGCAUCUCCUUGGCCACGGAGGCCAUGGGUGUCUUCCGCUCCUUGGGUUUCCUGCACCGCUUGACCGGCGCGCUGGACGUGGAGCUCGAGGCGCGACGGCAGCUGAUGGAGCCCAUGAUCGGCCUGCAAGCGGCCAACCGUGAGCUGCAGCUGCUGCGAGAGAACAAGGGAGAUGGAGAAGCCACCCGAGGCUUCAGCCAGGCGGAGGCCGAGAUCCUGGAGGCCAUCGCGCGGACGCACGGCGCGCUGUCCGAGCCGCUAGGCGCGGUGCGGAACGCGCUGCUGGCGGCCGAGCUGCGGAAGGAGAUCCAGGACGAGGUGGGAGAGACCAGCGCGCUGCUGCUGGCCGCGGACCAGCAGCGGAACUUGGGCGAAAUGAUCGACGCCACCGAGACAGCAGAGCGCGCGCUGGCACUGGCGAGGAAGACGAGCCAUGCGCGACAUGAGGAAGAGGCCGCCCGCGUGCUCAGCCGCGUGCUGGCCGAACGAGGCUUGAACGACCAAGCGCCUCAGAGACCGCAGGCGCUCCAAGCACUAGAGGCCUUGAUCUCUGCAGUGAAGCUGCGUGAUGGGGCUGCAGCCAAGGACUCGGAGCGGAUGCUGAACUCCUAUGGCAACUUGGUGACCAACAAGGACAUCGCGGAUCAUGUGGUGCCGCUCAUCAGCCGAGAUCCCGACUCGGUGAAGUUCCUCAGGGAGGAGCUGGGCUGGAACAUCGAGAAGCCAUACACCCAGAAGCAGAGUGGCAAGGAGAUCCGGCACUUGGACUUCUACUUGGCACACCGACUCUCAGGUAUGGGUUUCGGCCCUCAGUUCAAAGUGUGCGACAUGCCCUGGCGCGUCUGGGGCUCCACGCCGGCGGCGGUGUCGGUGAAUCAGCUCCCCGAGACCGAGGCAUGGCAGAUGGAGAUGAUGUUCCGUCCAGGCUUCAUCGAUGCCGGCCUGCAGUCCGGCAUGGUGCAUGCGCCCUUCUUUGACCAGUGA